Molecule: messenger RNA, 1269 nt
Organism: Scedosporium apiospermum
Lineage: Eukaryota; Fungi; Ascomycota; Sordariomycetes; Microascales; Microascaceae
Product: ThiF family protein
Exons: 3
Coding region: 1-1269 (422 amino acids)
Biological process (GO): protein urmylation; tRNA wobble position uridine thiolation
Cellular component (GO): cytoplasm
Molecular function (GO): URM1 activating enzyme activity; nucleotidyltransferase activity; thiosulfate-cyanide sulfurtransferase activity
Source: RefSeq, a predicted model, not a curated record
AUGGACACUAUCACCAGACUGCGGAAUGAAAUUGAAGUAACGGAGAAGGAACUCGAGCGCUUAAAAGCCGAGCUCAAGAGGGCUGAAGCUCAAGCCGCAAAAGAGACCUCCUGUGUUCAGAAUGGCCACCCCGAAGACGACGUACCUUGGAAAUGGCCAUUGACAGCAGGAGAAUACGAGCGCUAUUCGCGCCAGCUCAUCAUACCCCAAGUCGGAGUCCCAGGUCAACUCCGUCUGAAGAACGCUUCGGUCCUCGUCGUCGGCGCCGGUGGUCUCGGAUGCCCCGCGGCAACCUACCUAGCCGGUGCGGGUGUAGCAGGCUCCAUCAUCUCCCAAUAUGACCUCGUUCUCGACUGCACCGACCACCCCACCUCCCGCUAUCUCAUCUCCGACGCCUGCGUCCUCCACGGCAAACCCCUCGUCUUCGCCUCCGCGCUCCAGACGAACGGCCAAUUAAUGGUCAUGAACUGUCCCCCGCGGCCCCAGGGAGAUCGAGAAGGCGGGCCGUGCUACAGGUGUGUUUUCCCGAGGCCGUCGCCUCCGGAGGCCGUGAUUAGUUGUGGGGAGGGAGGAAUUCUGGGUCCGGUUGUGGGUGUGAUGGGGAUUUUGCAGGCUCUUGAAGCUAUCAAGAUCAUAGCUAGUGGAAAGCACGAAUCUGCAGCAAGUAUAGACGGUGCGGAAGUGAAUGGGAAGCAGCCUGCGCAGCAUCACAUGCUCCUCUUCUCGGGCCACGUUGCGACGCCUUUCCGCUCCGUGCGGAUGGCGGGGAGGAGAAAGACAUGUUUCGCCUGCGGUGCCGACUCUCCCCUCACGCCAGAGUCUCUACGGGAGGGGAGCGUGGAUUACAUGCACUUUUGUGGCAUCCGGCCGGCAGUGGACCACCUACGGCCCGAGGAGCGCGUUUCCCCGAAGGAGUACCUCGAGCGGAUCAGAGACCUCGGGGACGGCACCCCCGGCGGCCACUUCCUUUUGGACGUGAGAGAGUCGGAGCAUUUCCAAGUUGCAAGCCUAGAAGGCGCCGUCAACGUACCCUACAGGAAGUUCGGCGGCAAGCUCGAUGCCGAUGCACGACCGGAGUGGUUGCCAGCGGAGCUGCCUCCCUCGGCUCCCAUUUUUGUGGUGUGCAGGCAGGGUGAGGACUCGCAGAUCGUGACGCGGAAGCUGAAGGAAAUGGGACUCGAUCGCGCGGGGGAGAGAUUCAUUGGAGAUAUCAAGGGGGGCAUGAGAGCGUGGAAGGCAGAUAUUGACCCGACGAUGCCAUUUACGUAA